Molecule: messenger RNA, 1123 nt
Organism: Aureobasidium musti
Lineage: Eukaryota; Fungi; Ascomycota; Dothideomycetes; Dothideales; Saccotheciaceae
Source: the annotation of a GenBank genome assembly
CCGUAGGAAUGGUUCAAAAGCUCAAUGUCGCAUGUGCUGGCCUCGGCCGAAUGGGGGCGAGACACGCUCUGCACUUUCUGGAANAACGGACAUGUCUUGGUUGGAUGUGAACGAGCUGAUCUUCUGGAUAGAAACCCCUCGAGCGGAGUUGGUCGCUGUCUAUUGCCCCGCCGAGGCUGAAUCCGAGAUCGCAUGGUUCAAUAAACAUCUUGCUCCAUUCGGUGUAAAGUUAUACAACGAUUAUGAUGAGAUGCUCAAGCAUCCCAAGCUACAGGCUGUUGUAGUAGCAACUGUGACGACUGUCCAUGCAGAGCAAGCCAUCAAGGCAAUCGAGGCAGACAAGCAUGUGCUUUGCGAGAAGCCUUUGAGUACAAGUGUAGAAAUUUCACAGUCUGUAGUGGACGCUGCAAACAAANAACCUCACCUCAAGGUCAUGUGUGGCUUUUCUCGUCGAUUCGACGCUUCAUACCGCGAUGCAUGGAACAAGAUGGACAAUGGAUCGAUUGGACGAGCCUCUAUUUUCCGAUCUCAAACCUGCGAUAAGCUCGACCCUUCCGGAUUCUUCGUCCAGUACGCACAGUUCUCCGGCGGCAUCUUUGUCGAUUGCAACAUUCAUGAUAUUGAUCUCGCAUUGUGGUACUUCGGCCAGGAUAGUGUUGUCAAAAGCACAUAUGCAGUGGGGAUCACCGCUGUCCAGCCUGAUCUUCGCAAAUACAAGGACGUGGACAAUGGUGUCGGUGUUGUUGAGUUCUGGGGCGGUAAAAUCGCAUACUUCUAUAGCAGCAGGAUCAUGGCAGCUGGUCAGCAUGAUAUGACCGAGAUCAUUGGUACAGAUGGAAAGCUGACGGUGAACGCCAAUCCACUGGGAACCCUUGUCGAGAUGUCGGAAUCGACUGGUGUCAGAAGGGAGAUACCACCGCACUACUAUGGCCGUUUCGCCGAAGCUUUCGUCACAGAGGCUAACGAAUUCACUGCCGCCUGCUUGGAUAACAGCAAGCUGCCAUUCAAGCUUACCGGAGCUGUCCAGGCGGUUAAGAUUGGCUGUGCUCUGCAAGAAAGUUUGAUCAGUGGCAAGAAGAUCGAGUUUGACGAGACUGGAAGACGCAUUGAGAAGGCCGCCCUG